UUUGUAUCGUCCGUUUUCCGUUUUUUUUUUUGUAUCCCCGAUUUUUGAAAUAAACUGAGGUCCACCCCUCGGGAGGCGGGUAGCUGCUAGCUAAACGAAUUAGCUUCGAUCCAAAGCGCUUUCGAUUUCAAGGGUUUCGAAAAACGAUAAUAUAAGAGAUGGCCGAGAACGAGGACAUUCAGCCUCUCGUCUGCGAUAAUGGAACAGGAAUGGUUAAGGCUGGGUUUGCUGGGGAUGAUGCUCCAAGGGCCGUCUUCCCUAGCAUUGUUGGUCGCCCCCGCCAUACAGGUGUUAUGGUUGGAAUGGGACAGAAAGAUGCUUAUGUUGGGGAUGAGGCUCAGUCCAAGCGUGGUAUUUUGACUCUCAAAUACCCUAUUGAGCACGGAAUUGUUAGCAACUGGGAUGACAUGGAGAAGAUUUGGCAUCACACCUUCUACAAUGAACUUCGUGUCGCUCCCGAAGAACAUCCAAUUCUCCUCACUGAGGCACCACUCAAUCCCAAAGCUAAUCGUGAGAAGAUGACCCAGAUUAUGUUUGAGACCUUCAAUGCACCAGCUAUGUAUGUAGCCAUUCAAGCUGUUCUUUCCCUUUACGCCAGUGGUCGUACAACCGGUAUUGUGCUUGAUUCUGGAGAUGGUGUCAGUCACACAGUCCCCAUCUACGAGGGAUAUGCACUUCCACAUGCUAUCCUACGUCUUGAUCUUGCUGGCCGUGACCUGACUGAUGCCCUCAUGAAAAUUUUAACUGAGCGUGGUUAUUCAUUCACCACCUCAGCAGAGCGUGAAAUUGUGAGAGAUAUGAAGGAAAAGUUGGCGUACAUUGCCCUUGACUAUGAGCAAGAAUUGGAAACCUCAAAGACCAGCUCUUCAGUUGAGAAGAGUUACGAGUUACCUGAUGGUCAGGUGAUCACCAUCGGCAACGAGCGUUUCCGAUGCCCAGAAGUGCUUUUCCAGCCAUCCAUGAUCGGUAUGGAAGCUGCUGGUAUUCAUGAAACCACAUACAAUUCCAUCAUGAAAUGUGAUGUUGACAUCAGGAAAGAUUUGUAUGGAAACAUUGUGCUCAGUGGUGGUUCAACCAUGUUCCCCGGCAUUGCUGAUAGAAUGAGCAAGGAGAUCUCUGCGUUGGCCCCGAGCAGCAUGAAGAUUAAGGUGGUUGCACCGCCUGAAAGGAAGUACAGUGUGUGGAUUGGAGGUUCCAUCUUGGCAUCCUUGAGCACUUUCCAGCAGAUGUGGAUUGCCAAGGCUGAGUAUGAUGAGUCUGGUCCUUCAAUUGUCCACAGGAAGUGCUUCUAAUCACAAGCAAACACAUGUCAAUUUCGGUUUGGUACGAUUUUACAUGAGAAUGAAAUUGCUGCUUGAAUUUCCCUUCGUUCAACCCUGAAUUUCCAAUUUUGCUUUCUUUUUGUACCUUCUCUUAUCAUAAUGUAUGGUCAACCUUUAAUGGAAGGAGUGAUAGCUGGUCUUUUUGUUAAUCAUUCAGUUAUCAUUUGUAAGCCUUAGUCAAUUAUGUUUCGUUUCAUUCCUUAUUAUAGCCUUUUGGUACUGAGUCAAUUAUGUUUCGUUUCAUUCCUUAUUAUAUUGUGAUCGUUGAGGAAAUUUGAAUAA
Molecule: messenger RNA, 1604 nt
Organism: Cucurbita pepo subsp. pepo (vegetable marrow)
Lineage: Eukaryota; Viridiplantae; Streptophyta; Magnoliopsida; Cucurbitales; Cucurbitaceae
Product: actin
Source: RefSeq, a predicted model, not a curated record